GACGCCAUCGUCGAAGGACGCAUGAAUAUGUAUACUGUCGUCGCGAUCGUACCCGAUUGAAUUUCAACGCAAAGACGAUUUGACCGCGAUUCGUUCACACGUAACAUGGCAAUUGCAAUAUAUGCCGCAAAAUUAAUGCCAAUCGCGAUCAUCAAUAAUUGCAGCGUAGUGUCAGUGAACUUCAAUGAACUUUAGGCCAUCUUACUUGGCGGAUACUUUAUUUUCACGGUGUCGAUUAACCAAAUCAUAAGUUCACAGAAUUCAUCAAAUUCACUAAGCAAAGUUUCUCUUACCCAACGCAAAUCUGAAUCCAUUUCUGCAAUUGCAAGAACGCAAGCCAAGUAAGAACGUGUAAAAGUGGCGGCGGCCUCACCUUGCGGAUGAUCGAGAUUGAAAAUCAGUCGGGUUCGCGUGUCGAUAGACUGGGGCAAAACGAAGGCGGUAACGGGGUUGACGAUAUCGGUGGUAACAACGGGGUUGGUGAUACAGUCACCGUGACAAAGUUGAAGGACGUAGGUUCGAUGAGAAAAGAAGAGCAAGAAAAACCGCGGACUCGCGAAAACUCGCCGAAGAGCGGCGCCGCUGCGAGCGUCGCGACGCCCACAGCAGCGUCAGCGAUUCCGGUGGAGGAUGACGAGGAGGACGAGGACGAGGAGGAGGAGGAAGAGGAGGAAGACGUUGUAAUAGAAGAGGAUGAGGAAGGGGAUGAAGAAGGUGGUCUCGCAGUGGAGAGUGGAAUCGCAGUGGAGGGUGGAAUGACGAUGCAAGAAGAGAUCGGGGGUGUGUCGGUUGAUGGUGAGGGUGGGGGUGGAGGUGGCAUGGCCGGCUUCUGGAGGCAGAGCAGACCCUCCAGUCCCCGCAUGCCGCCUCCGGAGCAGUCGGAGCAGUCGAGCCGACCCAAGAGCCGGCACGAGUUACAAGCCGCGAGAUACAACAACCUCGGCUACUGGCGAGCGAGAAGAGUCACUUUUUACAAAAAUGGCGACCCCUAUUUUCCUGGCGUUGAGUUUCGAUUCAAACCUGGGCGCGAUAUUGGUUCCUUGGAAGCUCUACUGGACAGAUUGUCCCUUCGGAUGGAUCUACCUAGAGGUGCGCGACACAUCUUUUCGAUGGACGGUGAUCGGAAGCUCAGUCUUGAUGAGCUUGAAGAUGGUGCCUCCUACGUAGUAUCGAGUUACAAAACUUUCAAGCCAGCCAGUUAUGGGAAAAAAAAUAACACUUGGUACACAAGCCCGGCAGGCGGUGGAAGUAGUAGAAGCGGCGCCACCGGAACUGGAGCAGUUGGAGGAUGGCAAAGUAGACCACCAGUAGUGCCGAGUCUUAGUCGGAAAGCUUCCAUCACCGAAGAAGCGCCACCCCCUGGCGGUGGAAAGCCUUCCUCGGGUCGUGUCAUUCGUAUCGUCAACAACCAUGACCAUACUGUUCAGUGUCGAGUUCUACUGAAUCUUCGCACAUCGCAACCUUUCGAAGAAGUUCUAGAGGAUCUUGGACAGGUAUUGAAGAUGAACGGAGCCAAGAGAAUGUUCACUGUCUCGGGACAAGAGGUGAGAAGUUUCUCGCAGCUGAGAAAUGAGUUCGCAGAUAUGGAUACAUUUUAUCUGGGUACUGGAUCGGCUCUUGUUACGGCUGGUGGUAUCACAACAUCUCCGGUACGAAGAUCGAGAUCACGUGGACCACCCCCUGUUGUAGAAGAAAUUAGCCGUCAGAGAAGGGCUCGUAGCAAGAGCAGACCUCGAGCCUUAUAUAUGCCUGAUUCCGAAGUUAUACGAGUAAACGAUUAUAGUGUUGUGGAAGUCUUACGCGAAGAACCAGCCAAAGUGACGAUCAGAGGGCUUAGACGAUCCUUCUAUCCCCCUUCUCAUUUACCGCCAGUGGACAAUUCGCCACCUGAGAAAAAGUUGCAACUCGAAUGGGUCUAUGGUUAUCGGGGAACCGAUACUCGCAGAAAUCUUUGGGUUUUACCGAGUGGCGAAUUAUUGUACUACGUCGCAGCUGUGGCUAUUCUUUUCGAUCGAGAGGAGAGCGCGCAACGACAUUAUAUCGGUCAUACGGAAGAUAUUACGUGCAUGGAGGUUCAUCCCAGCAGAGAACUCGUUGCGUCAGGUCAAAGAGCGGGUAGGCACAGAAAAGCGCAAUCGCAUGUUCGUAUAUGGUCAACGGAAACUCUUCUUACCUUAUACGUAUUCGGUAUGACUGAAUUUCAAAUGGGCGUCUCAGCACUAGCGUUUUCACAAUUGAAUGGUGGUAGUUAUGUUCUCGCUGUGGAUGCCGGAAGAGAAGCUAUACUUUCGGUAUGGCAAUGGCAAUGGGGUCAUUUGUUAGGCAAGGUCGCUACCAUGCAAGAAGAUCUCACGGGAGCGGCAUUUCAUCCAUUGGACGAUAAUCUUUUAAUAACGCAUGGGCGCGGCCAUUUGACUUUCUGGAAUCGGCGGAAAGAUGGUUUCUUUGAGCGAACCGAUAUCAUUAAACCGCCAUCUCGUACACAUGUGACAAGUAUUCAGUUUGAACAAGAUGGUGAUGUCGUCACAGCGGACAGUGACGGUUUCAUCACAGUAUAUUCAGUGGAUGCGGAUGGGGCAUAUUUUGUGCGAAUGGAAUUUGAAGCCCAUAACAAGGGCAUUAGCUCCCUCGUCAUGUUAUCAGAAGGCACAUUGCUUUCCGGGGGCGAGAAAGAUAGAAAAAUAGCCGCUUGGGACUCAUUACAGAACUAUAAACGCAUUACUGAUACAAAGCUACCAGAAUCAGUAGGCGGAGUUCGCAGUAUAUAUCCGCAACGUCCUGGACGAAAUGACGGGAAUAUUUAUGUAGGAACUACGCGAAACAAUAUUCUUGAGGGUUCUCUGCAGAGAAGAUUCAAUCAAGUUGUAUUUGGCCAUGGCAGACAACUGUGGGGUCUAGCAGUUCAUCCUGAUGAUGAGGUUUUUGCCACUGCGGGACAUGACAAAAACAUUGCUCUUUGGCGAAGACACAAGUUAUUGUGGACAACACAGGUGGGUUUCGAGUGCAUAUGUAUAGCCUUUCAUCCAUUCGGCGUGGCAUUAGCGGCAGGAUCAUCUGAAGGUCAUCUUUUGGUACUUGCAGCUGAUACUGGGGCAGCUGUAGCAACCCUUAGAGUAUGCGGAUCGCCUUUAUCUUGCAUUGGAUAUAAUCCCACUGGAGAAAUUGUGGCUAUGGGUUCUCAAAAUGGCAGCAUAUAUCUCUUUAGAGUAUCUAGGGAUGGAUUUUCGUAUAAAAAGAGCAACAAAAUCCGCGGCACGCAGCCGUUGGUACAACUCGACUGGAGUUCUGACAGCCGCUUUCUCCAAACUGUUACUCAGGAUUAUGAUCUUGUGUUUUGGGAUGUCAAGGUGUUAUCAUCAGAAAAGAGCCCUUUAGUCAUGAAAGACGUCAAGUGGUACACUCACAAUUGCACUGUGGGUUAUAUGGUUUCUGGACAAUGGAAUAAUCGUUAUUAUCCACUGACCACAGUUGUUACCACCUCCAGCAGAUCAGCGGCACACGAUAUGCUGGUAAGCGGCGAUGCCGAAGGUUAUCUUCGGCUUUUCAAAUAUCCAUGCACUAAUACUAAGGCUGAGUAUAUCGAGGAGAAAGUGUAUAGUUCAUUGGUGGCCUGCGCCAGGUUCCUCUACAAUGAUCAAAAUAUUGUCACCGUCGGCGGCACUGAUGCUGCUCUGAUGCUUUGGGAAUUGGUCGAUGAAUAAAAAAUAGAAUUAAUAAAA
Molecule: messenger RNA, 3719 nt
Organism: Cataglyphis hispanica
Lineage: Eukaryota; Metazoa; Arthropoda; Insecta; Hymenoptera; Formicidae
Gene: DCX-EMAP
Product: echinoderm microtubule-associated protein-like CG42247
Exons: 17
Coding region: 381-3701 (1106 amino acids)
Biological process (GO): intracellular signal transduction; microtubule cytoskeleton organization
Cellular component (GO): mitotic spindle
Molecular function (GO): microtubule binding
Source: RefSeq, a predicted model, not a curated record